Molecule: messenger RNA, 804 nt
Organism: Rotaria socialis
Lineage: Eukaryota; Metazoa; Rotifera; Eurotatoria; Philodinida; Philodinidae
Source: the annotation of a GenBank genome assembly
AUGAGUCGAUCUAAUGUUCAUCUUCUGGAUCUGCCUAAUGAAGUAUUAUUGAUCGUGUUGAGAAAAUUGAAUAAUAUUUCUUUAAUUGAUCGGUUCUGCAUCGAUAUAUUACCAAGAAUUCAUCAUACGGUCAAAUAUAUCCUUCUUGAACCAGUUUCGAUGGAACGUAUUCUUCUUGCCACCGUCUAUCCAAAUCUAACUGAACGUAAACUCUUCAAUUUUGAACAACAAAUUGUUUCAAAAUAUUUUACAGGUCACAAUAGAAUCAUCGAUGGCACUUGUGUUCAAAAUGAUAUUCUUGUUUAUAUGCCACAACUUCAUUCAUUCAGUUUCUAUAUUAAUACUAGUAUUGACACUCGUGAUUUAUCUUAUAAUGUAUCUCGUGAAAACAUCCAACAGACAUUGGUAAAUAGCGGACAACAAAAUGCGACUAGUAUCAUCUGUAAUCUUACUACUUACGAAAUUGCAUGUUCAAUUUUCUCACUGCCUUUUGCAUUUGAUUAUCUUGAGGAUGUUGGCAAUAUAUUUCCAAAUAUUGUAUUCAGCUAUGUUACAUGUUUACUUGUCCAAGAUUGUGAUGCAUUCAGAUACGAAUUCUUCGUUCGAAUCGCCCAAUCGUUUCCAUUACUGAAAUAUUUACGUAUUUUCAAUAUCGAAUCACGAUUACCAGUUGAUCCUCUUACAUUAUCAUCUGACCAUAGUCAAUCAUAUACAAUGGUUGAAUAUCUGCACCUUACUUCACUUGAUGUGGGCUAUAGCCAUAAAGAUUAUCUUGAACAAUUUCUAAAUGAGACAAAGGCAUAG